AUGUCGUUCACCAAUUGCCGUUUUUACGAGGAGAAGUACCCGGCGGUCGAUAGCUGUGUCAUGGUCAAUGUCAAGCAGAUCGCCGAAAUGGGUGCUUAUGUCAAGCUUUUGGAGUACGACAACAUCGAUGGCAUGAUUCUGCUUUCUGAAUUGUCCCGACGACGUAUCAGAAGUAUUCAGAAGCUCGUCAGAGUCGGUCGUGACGAAGUUGCCGUCGUGCUGCGUGUGGACAAGGAGAAAGGGUAUAUUGAUCUCUCCAAGCGUCGUGUGUCUGCCGAAGAAGCCGCCAAGUGCGAGGAGCGAUACAACAAGAGCAAGACCGUCCACUUGAUCAUGAGACACGUUGCCGACAAAACUCAGACCCCUGUUGAGACCCUGUACGAGACCAUUGCUUGGCCGUUGAACCGUAAAUUCGGACACGCUGUCGAUGCGUUCAAGCUUUCCAUUACCAACCCCUCAGUCUGGACCGACAUUGCUUUCCCAAGCAAAGGUGCCGAGGACGAGCUGAAGGACUACAUCACCAAGCGUCUCACACCACAGCGCGUCAAGGUUUUGGCCGAGCUUGAAGUCACCUGCUUCUCCUAUGAAGGCAUCGACGGCAUCAUCAAGGCUCUUCGAGCUGCCCAGGAUAAGAGCACAAAGGCUGUUGAGAUCAGCGCCAAGGUUAUCUCGGCGCCUCACUACGUGCUUUCCGCCGUUGUUUUUGAUAAGGAUGAGGGUAUUGCCGUGCUGCAAGAGGCUAUCGAAUGUGCGAGAGAAAGCAUAGUCGCCUCUAAAGGAAACCUGAAAGUCAAGACGGAGCCCAAGGCUGUUACCGAUAGAGAUGAAGCAGAGCUGCAGGCUCUUAUGGAGGAGAGAGCAAGAGAGAAUGCCGAAGUCCCCGGCGAUGACAGUGUUAGUGAGAGCGAUGAUGAGGCUCCUCGUGCUCCUAUCCAAGGAAGCAAAUAA
This is a messenger RNA of Pochonia chlamydosporia 170, 948 nucleotides long. Its product is annotated as eukaryotic translation initiation factor 2 alpha subunit. The coding region runs from base 1 to 948 and encodes 315 amino acids. Lineage: Eukaryota; Fungi; Ascomycota; Sordariomycetes; Hypocreales; Clavicipitaceae. The record is from RefSeq and is a predicted model, not a curated record. The transcript has 4 exons. Gene Ontology annotation, molecular function: RNA binding; translation initiation factor activity; ribosome binding. Gene Ontology annotation, cellular component: eukaryotic translation initiation factor 2B complex; eukaryotic translation initiation factor 2 complex; multi-eIF complex.